Hippocampus zosterae (dwarf seahorse) is the source of this 5979-nucleotide messenger RNA. It is a transcript of the gene mettl22, whose product is annotated as methyltransferase 22, Kin17 lysine. Lineage: Eukaryota; Metazoa; Chordata; Actinopteri; Syngnathiformes; Syngnathidae. The transcript is spliced from 12 exons. Gene Ontology annotation, cellular component: nucleus. The coding region runs from base 202 to 1371 and encodes 389 amino acids. The record is from RefSeq and is a predicted model, not a curated record. Gene Ontology annotation, biological process: protein methylation. Gene Ontology annotation, molecular function: protein methyltransferase activity.
AUGUCAGAUGGCUGCUCGUGGCUUCACUUUCAUGACGGCCCGUAAACGAAGGAGUGUUUUGUUUAGUCCGGACAAGUUACGAUGGUACAUCAUGCUGUGGACCAUCAUGAAAAUGUGUGUCGCCUGCCAGUCACUGCUCAGAGACAUUUGAAAGCAGAUGACUCAGAGGUUCUACUGUUCUCGGACCAUGAUUGAAAAGCCAUGAACCAGAUCGUCUUUCAACAUGAUAGCGUGCUAUCAGAUGUCCACAUGUUCCUACCCAAUGCCCGCCACCUAAUGACACGCCUUAACAAUGUGGGACAGCCAGUUUUCAUCUCCAAAUUCAAGUUUUUGUCCAAUGCGGAAAAGCAGGAGAGGAACGAUGAGGCCACAAGGGAAAACGGUGACAGCAAAACACAUCUUCUACGUGCGAAAGAUGACGAGGAGGGGAGUGACAGAAACGAAGAACCAGCUUUGGAUGAGGACGGAGAUCUCGACGUCGUACAUCGACCGAGGAAUAAUCCCACAGAGGAGCGCAGCAGGGAAGUCGUCUGCCCCGUCAUUCUCAAACAAUCACAGAAUGCCACACUACAAGACGAAGAAAAUACAGACGAUGGAGCGGAUGAUUGCUUUGAUGAUCACAUUCGGAUCGAACAUACUAUGUCAACACCCUUGGAAGAUGUUGGCAAACAGGUUUGGAGAGGAGCGUUAGUCUUGGCUGACUUCAUCCUCUCAAAUCCACUCAUGUUCAAAGGGGCAACAGUUGUGGAACUAGGAGCUGGUUCCGGUUUAACCAGCAUCAUCAUGGCUACUUUAGCCAAACGAGUGUACUGCACAGAUGUCGGAGAGGACCUUCUAGGCAUGUGCCAGAGGAAUAUAACUUUAAAUGAACACAUGAUUGAGCGUGCCGGUGGUGAUGUGAAAGUAAGACUGUUGGAUUGGCUCCGUUCUGACCUUUGUACAGAUCCUGAUGUGGAGUUUAGCUGGACAGAGGAGGAGAUUGCUGAUAUACACGACAAUGCCAGCGCCAUUCUUGCUGCUGAUGUUUGCUAUGAUGAUGAGCUGACAGAUGGCUUCUUUCGAACCCUCUACCGACUGUGCAGUAACUUUGCUCAUGCCUGCAACAUCUUUAUUUCCAUUGAAAAAAGGUUCAACUUCACCCUGCGACAAAUGGAUGUAUCCUGUGACGCCUACAAUCAUUUUCAACAUUGCCUGUCCCAGCUUGAGGACCUGGAGGAUGGACAGCGCAGCUACACAGUAGAACAGCUCCCUUGUACAUUCCCACAGUUUCUUCAGUACGAACGCAUUGAUCAUCUGGAGAUAUGGAAGGUGACUGCUAAGAGAGUUCCGUUUGACCAAGCCCAGUCCAAUUCUGAGCAGGCUACAUCUUGACAUGCUGUUUUCAUCACCACCAUCAACCUAUUUCCUGCCAAUAACUUCUCAAAUCUUCACGUUUCAGUUUCCUGUUGGGUAUGUGUCUCUGAAAAGUGAUUACAAUAAUUAUAAUACGGGUGUAGUUUGAGGGUUUGUAGUUCUGAACCAAUUUUGCUCACAUUCAAGUGCGCAAUUCAAGCAUUGGAGUAAAAGAAAUGAUUUUUUUUUAUUGUUUUAUAUUUAUGGAUUAGAAGUGUUCUUCAACAUAUAGUUAUUAGGGGUUUUCACACGCAACAUUUGUCCGGCUGCCCCAGUAGAACGUUCACACGUGCAAAGUUAUUCCGAUGUCGCCCCUGAAAACCGCUUAAACCGGAGCAUAUUUAACCACGCACGCUCAAGGAGGUGGUUUAAAAAUUUGCUCCGGAACAAAUGCUCGUUUGCGGGGGGAGUUGCCUCGCUACACAUGAGAAGAGUUGAUUACAUACGGCUAGAAUGCGUUACUUUCGUGCUCUGUUGUACUUCCGUCAUCUUUCCUUUUGUAAGAGACGGUUUGUGUAGUUUGUUCCUCUGUUGUGUGUUCACAACACCCCCAUAGAAUUUAUUUUGUAAUUUCCUCUCUUGAUUUCUGUUUGCUUUUCUGAGUGUCAUUGAAGUCAUCGUUGAUUUACAUUUUCGGGGGCGGUCAUUGAACACCUCUCGAAGGCACGGAGACCGAGAAGGAGAAGGACGUGCUUGAGUUGUGUAUGUUUUAAAAAGAACCAACACGACAUCGUUUUGCACCGCUGCAGAAACUGCCGUGUGAACGCAAGUGGGGCUGCACCGGGGUUAACACGCUUCUCUUUAGUCAGCGGCUUUGUACGUGUGAACGCGCCACAAAAUUUGCUCCGGUGUAAGAUAUAUCGCAAUAGAAUACAUCGGUGCAGCACCGAAGCAAAUUUGUGCCGUGUGAACACCCCUAUUGUAAUUAUGACGUUUCUACUGCGAGUUUGCAUCGGCUACUGAGAGAAAUAUGUGUGCUUUCUGAAGUACAAAUUGUGUCGUCGCAACGGAACUCGUAAUUCAAGGCUCCCAUGUAAAUUGCAACUUGAAAAAAAUGACAGAAACCAUUUUAUGUUAUGUGUUGUGUUUAUUAUUUUACUUUAUGUUAACUGUUUUGUUAAGCGCUUUGUUACAGCUGCCACUGUUGUGAAAGCGCUAUAUAAAUCAGCAUGUAUUGUAUUGUAUUGUAUUGUAUUGUAUUUGAUGUCUGGGUGGAUAGAUAAACAAAAAUUGAAUAUUUUAGACAGGGAAAGUUAAAAACUGUUGAGCAAGGGUGAAUCCGCUUAAAAUUGGGGGUGUAACUGUUCAGAAUUAACAAAACACACUCAAACUCAUGUUAAUGAGUAGCAGGUGUGUGUGUGUUUAUUCUCAUGUAACACAAGUUAAUGAAUUAAUGAAUCACAAAUUAAUGUGAUUUAUUAAUUUGAAAAACAGCCAAAUCUUCAGUUAUAGAACAGUCUGCACACACCUCUGCAAUACUGGCUCCGUUGUUUAUUUUUACUUCCCCUUUCUGAAAUGCUGACUUAUUAAUGGUGGAAAUUAUUUCUAUUCUCCUUCCACCGAGCAUUUAAACAGGGUUAUGUGUAUACUUUUUAGAUCCACUCUAAUGACAGCAAUAGUACUUUCAAACUAUUCAUUUUAGAACAGAAUCAAUUUUACUAGACGAUUGUACAAGCACACUUAUAUUUACAAGCUUGAGUGAUAUUACCACAAACACUAUUUGGGGUCUUCAGAAAUUGAAACAGAAUUGUUUCUGACAGGGUAUUAUUUGGGCAGCAUGGAGUAAAUACAGAAUUUUAUGAUCUCUGAAUUAAACGUGUUCUGUUCUUUUUAGUCAAAGAAUGAAAUGUGGGGCAAGACAUUUUGGGAAAUGGAUUCCUUUUCAGACUUGGGUGUUUGUCAGGUUUUAAUCAGACCCUGAAAACCAUCUUUAAAAAACAUCAGAGAGACAAAGAGGCAAGCAGAGUUGUCUUUCUUGCGAGGAGUGUGUGCUGAGACGUCUCAGUUCACAAUCUCGAAACAGCUCUGCAGCUAACCAGGAUGUGUAAACUCUUACCGUCCCUGGACAGCUCUAAAAAAACAUGCCUGUCUCCUUUCUUUUAUCCCGCCUGGAUUACUUAAAUGCACUUUACUUUGGAGUCAGCCAAUCCUCCAUGAAGCAUCUCCAGUUGGUCCAGAAUGCCGCUGCUCACCUCUUUACUGGUACUUGUCAGAGGGAGCACAUAACUCCUACUCUGGCAUCCCUUCACUGGCUCCCUUUACAUUUUUUGAAUUAUUUUUAAGAUUCUAUUAUUUUUUUUAAAUCUUUAAAUGGUCUCGCUCCACCUUACCUCUCUGAGCUCAUCCGCCCCUAUGGACCUGCCCAGUGCCACAUGAUUGCGGACCAGACAUCAUCAGAGGUACCAAGAACUAAACGGAGGCUCAGAGGGGAUAGAGCCUUUUCCGUUGCUGGUCCCUCUCUUUGGAAUGACCUCCUACUGAACAUUCGGCAAGUCCCCUCCCUCUCUGCCCAUCUUUAAAACUCGCCUCAAAACUCAUUUUUAUUCUUUGGCUUUUGACUCAUCAUGACUCACUUGAUUUUAGAUUUACCGGUACUCUUUUUGUGCUUUCUACUGUCUUUAUUAAUUUGGUUUAUUGUUUAUUAUUGCAUAAAUGACAUUUGCUCCAUGUACAGCACUUUGUAUACAGCAGUGUUUUAAAGUGCUCUCUAUAUACAGCUGAGUUGAGUUUAUGAAAGAUGUCCCUGACACACAAUCUUCUAAAGAGGUGUGGGGAGUGUUCAGAACAACAAUGAAUUCUCCAAGUGGGGCAUUCAAUCAUAACACCCAAUGCAUUCCUGAGGUGAUUAGAAGGUUCACGCAGGAGGUCGGUGCCCCGUGAUAGCAGAUGUUGACGUACCACAGAUGGGACGUCCUGGGGUUGAUGUUCACGAAAGGUUGUGAACACCAUUUGAGGGUGUUAACUUUAAGGCUGUGAACAGGAACCUACUGGUUUCUCCCAAACCAACAAACCACGCAUAGUAAACGUAUCUCAUCGUAAAUUGUUUUUGCAAGGUCACACUCCUGAACAAAUAUUUUGUGAUUUCAAUAAGAGUAAAUAUGGGAUCAUCUAUGUACCGCAUUUUCGGGCACACCAAAAAGUCUUCAAUUUUCUUAAAAAAGCUCACAGAGCACCUUAAAAUCCGGUGCGUCUUUUGUAUGGUCAUUACAGUAAUACGUCGACUCCAAGAUGGCUCAUUCCUGGAGACAUGCUUCCAAUGUUAUAACUUGCUGUUGGUUCAGUGAACUGUGUCGCUGCUUUAUUAAAUAAGUAUAUGUUGAAGCUCCGAAAAAAGGAGAGCUCUGGUGUUAAUUUUCUCAACAAAUACAGGUACGUCUUUGUCUAUGUCCGUGCUUUCUUCCGUUCGACUCGAGAGGCGUUAAAGACCGCCACCAAAAAACGUAUACUAACGAUUACUUGAAUGAAACUCCAAAAAUUGAAAAUAAUACAUCCAAACUGAAAAGCAAGUCAGGAUAUAACAAAAUAAAUACUCUCCCCCCUACAGAAUUUAUAUUGCGAUUUCAUCAUUUGUGAAUACACAACAAAGGAAUAAGUAAGUAACUACGACUGACAUCUUGUUGUGUUAUUUGGACUUCAAGAUGGCGCCGCGAGACUGGCUGCCUUUCCAGCAGCUCCUAUUUAUUUUGUUCUUCUACUUCUUCCUCUCAUACCUUUGCUGCUGUGAAAUGGGAAUUUCUCCAUUGUGAGACUAUUAAAGGUUUUCUUAUUUUAUCUUAUCUGAUUGUACUCUUGGAGCUACGAUAAAGGAAAUGCCAAUGAGUUUUUCGGAGGCGGUCAUGAACGCCUCUCAAGUUGACCGGAAGAAAAGAAGGGAAGGAGACGGACAAAGACACACCUGAGCUUGUUGAAAAAAUGAGAGCUGUGGUUGUGGAUUUAUUUUUCUAAACGUAGACUUUAUUAAUGGUUUUCACAGUCUCAGCAAGUCCAGGUACGUCUUUGUCUGUCUCUGUGCUUUCUUCUGUUCCACUCGAGAAGCGUUCAAGGCCGCCUACGAAAAACGUAAAUUAAUUCUUACUCUUAAGAAACCAUGAAUAAACUCUUAUGAAAUCCAGCGAGGAAAUCACAAAAUAAAUUCUGUAGGGGGAUAUAGAAUUUAUUUUGUGAUUUCCUCACUUGAUUUUCUGUUUUAAUGCAUUAUUUUCGAUUUUCGUAGUUUCAUUUAAGUACAGUAAUAGUUAAUUUACAUUUUUCAGAGGUGGUCAUUAACGGCUCUCAAGUUGAACGGAUGCCUCUCGAGUUGAAUGGAAGGAGUGUAGCACCAUCUAGUAGACGCAUUGUAGAUUCCGCCUUUUAGUGCGAGGCGUCUAAUGUAUGAAAAAAAUUACAAACUAGCCAUUCAUUGAAGGUGUGCCUCAUAAUCCAGUGUGUCUUUUUGUGUGGAAAAUACGGUACAUAUAUUCUAACUGGUAUCAAUUACCUCCAGCUUUCCUCUCGUUUCUUCCCAAGAUCUAACCAUGAAAUUGGUUAGCUGGUUGACAUUUUCUUGAUGAGGAGAACUGGAAGAAGGGAACCUUCCUAUCCCCAAGG